UGUCGUUCAGUUCUCCGUUAGACCGGAGCAGUAAUGGCUAGAAGUGGCUCGUUUGCUCAGUUUUCACCGCUAAAAACUUCGCCGACUCCACAUGAGAUGCGUUGUGUGUUACUUUAGUUUCAAAUUCGCUUUAUUUUUCUUUCCGAAGACAAAUGAGUCGAGAAGAAACGUCAAAAGAAGAGAGGCAGAAGAGUAGCAAUCUUCUUCUCCUUCAGGUCCCGACACUUUGUGCUGGGAGCGCUUCCAGCGAGCCAGAGGCCACCAGCUGCCGAUGACUCCAUAAGCAGCGGCCAUGGCUGCCCAUCGAAUCAUUCGAGUGAACCACAAUCACAUCCUCCCUCGCUGUAAGUCUGAGGGGACGCUCAUCGAGCUGGAUGAGGGGCCGGCCGGGGCCAGUCUCAGUGACGUUAAAGUGCCUUCUCCCAGUGCCUUAAAGCUUGACAGUCAAGACUCCCUUGGAGCUGCUCAGGAGGUGGUCGCUAUCAAGGAUUAUUGCCCAAGCAGCUUCACCACCCUGAAGUUCUCCAAAGGGGAUCGCCUCUACGUGCUGGACACGUCAGGCGGGGAAUGGUGGUACGCCCACAACAACACGGAGAUGGGAUACAUCCCAGCCGCCUACGUCCAGCCGGUCAACUUCAGGAACUCUUCGCUAAGCGACAGUGGGAUGAUUGACAGUCUCGGGGAGGGGUAUGAUGAUGGUGGGAAGGAGUUUGGAGGUCUUGGGGAGUGGAUGGGGAUGAGCCUGAAGCCCUCCACCAUUUACAACAACACCCCGUUUUCUGUGAACCCUUUCAUCUGUCCAUUAAAUCAAAACUCCAAAGACGUAAGCGUGAGGAACUCGGCGGAUCUUAUCUACUUGGAGUCUCUGGCGUCACCGUCGUCUUGUUCUAACAGUUGUUCAAUCAUGAGCAACGGGUUUAGCAGCUGCCAUAUUAAUAGCCUCAACUCAACCAGUCCAAACCAAGAGGUUACAUCCAACUUCCAGAGUGAAAACCCCUUUUUUAAAAGCAAACGUUCCCACAGUCUAUCAGAACUCUCUGUCUUACAGGCACAGUCGAAUCCAACUUUACCUUCGUCUGGGUUCUUUACGGGCCUGACGGCUCCUUUACCGGAGCAGUUUCAGAGCAGAGAGGACUUCCGGACUGCCUGGUUGAACCACAGAAAAUUGGCUCGGUCUUGCCAUGACCUGGACUCUUUGGGCCAGAGUCCCGGAUGGGGGCAGACCCAACCGGUGGAGACCAAUAUUGUCUGCCGGUUGGACUGUAACGGAGGAGUUGUUCAGCUUCCUGACACACACAUCAGCGUACACAUCCCUGAGGGCCACGUCGGUCAUGGAGACUACCAGCAGAUCUCCAUGAAAGCCUUACUGGACCCCCCUCUGGAGCUGAACAGCAACCGCUGCACCACGGUAAGCCCAGUGGUUGAGAUCAAGCUCAGCAACAUGGAGACAAAGUCAUUCCUAACACUAGAGAUAAAAGUGUCAGUGGCUGUGAAGAAGGAGAGUAGUCAUGCUGCCGAUGUGCUUUGUGUGCGCAGUGACUGCAAAGAAGGACCUUACACCCCGAUUCCCAAUGCCUACAUUUUCAAAGACACAGUUCAGGUACAGCUGGACAGUCUGGAGCCUUGCAUGUAUGUAGCGGUUGUUGUUCAGGCACAGUACGUCGGACACAACACAACAGUCUGGGACCAUGUGCAGAGGAAAGUCAGUCUGGGUGUUUACGGACCCAAACACAUCCAUCCCUCAUUCAAGACAGUUGUGGCUAUGUUCGGGCAUGACUGUGCCCCCAAAACCUUGUUGGUGAAUGAUGUGACAUGGCAGGCAGCCUCGACUCCACCUGUGGCGCUGCAGCUGUGGGGGAAGCAUCAGUUUGUGUUGCCGUUCCCUCAGGACCUGCAGAUUGGACUAUAUUCCAACAUGACCAACUACCAGGUGAAGGCGAGUGAAGGAACCGGGAUAAUACGGGGGUUUCAGGUGAAGCUAGGGAAGGUUAGCAGGCUCCUCUUCAUGAUCACGUCGCACAACCCAAGCAGUAUCUCAGACUUUACUCUCAGGGUCCAGGUUAAGGAUGCUUUAGACUGCAUCUUGACCCAAUUCUGCGUCCAGACGCCACAGCCGCCACCAAAAACUGAAGCAAGGAUCACUGGCCAGCGGAGAUUCCUGAAAAAGAGAGAGGUCGAUAAGAUCGUACUGUCGCCUCUGGCUGUCACCUCAAAACACCCAAAGUUUCAGGAUCGCUGUGUUACCAACCUGAAGUUUGGUAAGCUGAUUAAAACGGUGAUCAGGCAGCAUAAGAACAUGUACCUGCUGGAGUACAAGAAGGGGGAUGUUAUCGCCUUGCUCAGCGAGGAGAAAAUCAAGCUACGAGGGCAGCUCCGGACCAAGGAGUGGUACAUCGGAUACUACCAGGGAAAGCUGGGGCUGGUUCAUGCUAAGAACGUUCUUGUUCUUGGUAAAGUCAAGCCCAUUUACUGGUGUGGGCCAGACCUCACCACCACAAUGUUGCUGGAUCAGAUCCUGAAGCCUUGCAAGUUCCUCACCUACAUCUACGCAACUGUGAGGACGGUCCUGAUGGAGAACGUGGGCAGCUGGAGGGCAUUUGCAGAUGCACUUGGAUACGGGAACCUGCCCCUGAAUUAUUUUUGUCGGACAGAACUGGACAAUGAGCCGGAGAGAGUGGCGUCGGUUCUGGAGAAGCUAAAGGAAGAGUGUACUAACAUGGAGAACAAGGAGAGGAAGUCCUUCCAACGGGAACUCAUGAUGGCAUUGCUGAAGAUGGACUGCCAGGGUUUGGUGGCUAAGCUGGUGCUGGACUUUGUCUUGCUGACCACAGCGGUGGAGGUGGCGUCCAGGUGGAGGGAGCUGGCCGAGAAGCUGGCCCGAGUUUCCAGGCAGCAGAUGGAGGCUUAUGAGGCUCCGCACCGCGACAAGAACGGCGUCCUGGACAACGAGUCCAUGUGGAAACCAGCGUAUGAUUUCCUGCUGACGUGGGCGGCCCAUGUUGGGGACAGCUACCGGGACGUGAUCCAGGAACUCCACCACGGCCUGGACAAAAUGAGGAACCCCAUCACUAAGAGGUGGAAACACCUGACGGGGGCGCUGAUCCUCGUAAACUGCCUCGAUACCCUCCGCAGUGCCGCUUUCUGCCCCACCGGCUAUGGGGACUUUGCUGUUUGAGCGUUCUGUUCCUCUUGGAAAACAUUUAAACGUUCAGCGCAUGGUGGGAAUAAUUCAAACCCAUUUUUAAAACUAGAAUAUGACCAAAUCUCCAGGCUUUGAUUAUCAGGAUAUAUAGAAACUGCUUAUUUGAUUUUCUUGCUUUUCUACUUCUUCUACUGUGUCCUUUGCUAUCUUGUAAACUUCUCCUGUCACUGUCUGACUGUUAAUUGUUGCUUUUCUUUAGGUUUUUACUCAGGAGAACAUCAAAAACCUCACAUACCACAGUAAAUUAACAACAAUGGAAGCUGUUUAUGUACUUGGACAGGUUUGUUAGUUCUAAAAACAAAAAUUAUCUUCUAUCAAAACGAAACUUAAGUACUUGAGUAAAACAUAUUUAUAUAUUUCAGUUUUAUCAAUUCAAACAUUAAGAUUCAAUUUUUUAGAAACUAAAUUGCCAAACAAUAAGGCUAACAUUAUAGUUAGCAUUAGCCGUUAACAUUUACGAUCAGUAAAGUAAGAGAUUAACUUUGUUAAUGAGUGUAUUUCAUUUUCAAAGUAAAACUUAAGUGUAAUAUAAACAAAAAAUACCUUUUAGUGGAAUUACAAUCAGUUUAAACACUCUUAGCUAAGUGCUAGCUGACUAGCACUUAGCCAUUCAUGUAGCUUGCAUUCAUGUUAGCUUCUAAGCUAACAUGAAUGCAUUGGGUAUACAGUAUCUAAUGUCCAAAAAGUGUCACUAUAUAUAAGACAGAAAAACAUGAGUUUAUAUUUGAAGAUAAAAACAUUAACAUUGUUGAUAAUGUUCCUUAUAAAAAUGUUUAGUGUUCAGAGCAACCAGGUUGCUCAGAGUUUCUGAUAAUCAAGUUAACUUUAGCUAAAAAAUAGAUAUUUUUAGCAAAGACUGUAAACUUUUACGUUCAUCCCGUUAAACGUAAAUAUAAAUUACUUACUGAAUAUUAAUAUUUCAAUCUGUCAGGGUCACAAUAAUUUCACAUUUGAACUUGUAUUGUCAAAUAUUAGUUAAAGGGAUAUUUUCUUUGAUGCAAUCUUCUUUUCUGCCACUAGAUGUCACCACAUUUAAAAUGGUAGGCCUUUAAAAAAUCCUACUUUGGCAAAGAAAGUUUGUUGUUUUUUGUUGCAGUUUUAUUUAUAGAAACUGUUUCUGCUGUAAUACGUUUUUGAAUGUAAUUUCAGCAACAAUAAUCAUCUGAUUUCUGUGCUUUUUGUUGAUUAACUGCUCAUAUUUUUGUCAUGUUGAUGUUUCUCCUGUGACUUCUGCAGUGCUUGGGAUAUUUACACUAUCAGAAGAGACAAUGAGUGAGAAAUUUCUAUAUUUUUACUGAAAACCAAGCGAGUAUUGACAGAUUUAUAAGAGAAAAUCUACCACUUGUGAUGGGUAGCAUAUCAGAAUUCAGUAUUACUGUUUAGAAAGUAUCAAUAAAGUGGGAAUGUACCGAG
Messenger RNA from Xiphophorus maculatus (southern platyfish), 4615 nucleotides. It is a transcript of the gene sh3bp4a, whose product is annotated as SH3 domain-binding protein 4-A-like. The coding region runs from base 293 to 3175 and encodes 960 amino acids. Gene Ontology annotation, molecular function: protein binding. Gene Ontology annotation, cellular component: cytoplasm. Lineage: Eukaryota; Metazoa; Chordata; Actinopteri; Cyprinodontiformes; Poeciliidae. The transcript has 5 exons. The record is from RefSeq and is a predicted model, not a curated record.